CCUGUAGAAGGAAGGGCCCCUAGCGCCAGACACCAGUAAUGGCCCUGGCUGAUGAUGACUCCCACCGUCGGAUACACAUCUUGAACAAGCCAGUGUAAGUCGCGGCUGGAACUCGGGCAGCAGGCAGGCGUCUGGAGAGAAACACACAGACACAGACGCAGACAGACGGACGGACGGAGCUGACGCCGAGCCGCUCCUGCACACAGCCGGGCUCCCUGCUCUCCGCCGCAGGGCCUCGUCUCCGCUCACAGCGAGGAACGCGGCUGUGUUCGCCGCUCACUGGCGUCUCGAUGGCCGGCUGGAAGGACGGCGCGGUGCAGGAGAAGUACCGGCUGGUGGUGGUCGGCGGCGGGGGGGUCGGCAAGUCGGCCCUGACCAUCCAGUUUAUCCAGUCAUACUUUGUCACUGACUAUGACCCCACAAUUGAAGACUCCUAUACCAAACAGUGUGUGAUCGACGAAAGGGCAGCAAGGCUCGACAUCCUCGACACGGCUGGACAGGAAGAGUUUGGAGCCAUGCGAGAACAAUACAUGAGGACAGGGGAGGGCUUCCUGCUCGUCUUCUCAGUCACUGACAGAGGAAGCUUUGAAGAAAUCUACAAAUUCCAAAGACAAAUUCUCCGAGUCAAAGACAGAGAUGAAUUCCCCAUGAUCCUCGUAGGAAACAAAGCAGAUUUGGAACUACAGAGACAAGUAACCCAGGAAGAAGGCCAGCAGCUCGCCAGACAAUUAAAGGUCACAUAUAUGGAGGCUUCAGCCAAAAUCCGAAUGAAUGUAGACCAAGCUUUCCAUGAACUGGUUAGAGUAAUCAGGAAAUUCCAAGAACAGGAAUGUCCACCAUCACCAGAACCUACGAGAAAAGAGAAAGACAAGAGCGGCUGCCAUUGUGUGAUCGUCUGAGUCUGCCUUAUUACUGUAACUCAUGCAGCUACUCUACCACCCAACCCACUCUGCCUGACAUCAGAUCCCAAGAGGACGACUGACCGCUGCCUUUUCCAUGUGCAUGACUUCAGACAGCCUUUUCUGAGAUACUUUGACCAGGAACUGCUGUUCCCAGGACAUCGCUAUGGACAACUGACAAUGCCAAAUUUUAACACCACUCUACCUUCAGCUGUAAUCAAUUUCACUUGCGAGAGUCCCAACACUAAACAUUGCCUUCUAAAUCAACUUGACAAAUUAAUAUUUUGUACUCUGAAGGACUUCUCUUGCCUUGUAGUGACAUUUGUAUUGCUACCGAGUUUGAAUGAAAUCUAUAUAUCCAGAAUGUUAAUGAAUUUCUUUAGUUUCCAGUGUCUGACCAGAGCAGAAAGAUUAUCUUAUGAAGCUUUGCGUAUGUUGUGCCAUAUCCACUUUUACUCCCAUGUGCUAAUCUGCUACUGUACAUAUGUGACAUUUGUUGUGAUUUUCAAAGUGUAUUUCUAAUGACCUAUUAAAUCACCACAGUGCAGUG
Messenger RNA from Cololabis saira (Pacific saury), 1449 nucleotides. It is a transcript of the gene rras2, whose product is annotated as RAS related 2. Gene Ontology annotation, biological process: signal transduction. Lineage: Eukaryota; Metazoa; Chordata; Actinopteri; Beloniformes; Belonidae. The transcript is spliced from 6 exons. The record is from RefSeq and is a predicted model, not a curated record. Gene Ontology annotation, molecular function: GTP binding; GDP binding; GTPase activity. The coding region runs from base 291 to 899 and encodes 202 amino acids. Gene Ontology annotation, cellular component: plasma membrane.